Messenger RNA from Penicillium expansum, 1278 nucleotides. Its product is annotated as Cytochrome P450, E-class, group I. The record is from RefSeq and is a predicted model, not a curated record. Gene Ontology annotation, molecular function: iron ion binding; monooxygenase activity; heme binding. The coding region runs from base 1 to 1278 and encodes 425 amino acids. NCBI's taxonomy places the organism in Eukaryota, Fungi, Ascomycota, Eurotiomycetes, Eurotiales, Aspergillaceae. The transcript is spliced from 2 exons.
AUGGAUUUGGCAGCGAGAAAAACUAAUCUUCUCUUUGGAAUUGAGACCGACUGGUAUCAGAUCUGGAACAGUAGUGGGAAGAUAGCCAACACUGCGUUUAGUGAAAUAGAUGCCAGUGAGCAUUCACGAAAGCGCAAACAAGUUGCGAAAGCCUAUGCAAUGACAUCUAUUCUGAAAAUGGAAGAAUACAUUCAAGGUGUUGUCGACCAGAGCAGAGAAACAUUUGCAGAAUGCGUUGCACAGGCAAGUAAAGGCGAGGCAGUCUUGGAUAUGGCCCUUUACACUCAAGCGUUUGCGUUUGAUGUUCUGGGAGAAAUCGGGUUUGGACGCAGCUUUGAUCUUUUGAAAACGAGAGGCCAGGGACCUUCAAAGUCUAUCGUCGAAGCAAUCGAUUUGAGCUUCCUGGUUCUGGCAAACUCGGGAUACCUUCCUGGCAAGCUUCGCUGGCUAAAGUCGAAUACAAUUAAGGCGAUCUGCAAGUUAGCCAACAUUGAUCUGAGCAAGCUCCAACAGCUGUUCAAAGUGACGCUAUACGCCGAUGAGAUUGUCAUGAAACGGAAACAAGAGAAAGCCUCACGCACUGAUCUACUUCAACAAUUUAUCGAUUCCAAAACUGGUGAUAGCAAGCCUUUAGAACACCCAGAGCUACUCGGAGAAGUCGUUAGCCUCUUGGGGGCUGGAGCAGACACCACAUCCAUUGGUAUCAGAGCUGUGCUGGGCCCCCUCGCUCUUGAUCGCACUGGGUAUACAAAGCUUACAGAGGAGAUUGACUCUUUUUAUGCAACCCAAAAUCUGGAAGACCGGGAGAUAAAAUACACAGAAUGCCUCGAGUUGCCUUAUCUGCAGGCGGUAAUCAAAGAAGGCUUACGCAUGCACCCGUCAAUCCAGUUCCAGCUUCCUCGUUAUUCCCCCGCGGGUGGCGUGACGAUAUGCAAUGCAUACAUUCCCCGUGGGACUGAAAUUUCCACGUCACCACUUGCAAGCAACCGUGACACAGCUGUUUUUGGAAAAGAUGCAGACAUUUGGAACCCAGAAAGGUGGCUGGAGAGCAACGAGCGAACGGCUAUUAUGGAAAAACAUAAUGCCACGUUUGGGUACGGUGCAAGGUCCUGCUUGGGGAAAAAUAUCGCUUUGGUGGAAAUCAAUCUCUAUGUAGUACAGCUGCUACGCCACUUCGAACUCGAAAUUGCCAACCCAAGCCAGCCAUGGAAAAUACACACCUGCUGGUCGUCAAGCCAAAGAGAUAUGUUUAUGAAGGUCACCAAGCGGGAUCGGUAG